Molecule: messenger RNA, 8435 nt
Organism: Cricetulus griseus (Chinese hamster)
Lineage: Eukaryota; Metazoa; Chordata; Mammalia; Rodentia; Cricetidae
Source: RefSeq, a predicted model, not a curated record
AUGGACGCAGAGCGAGAAGUUCUGCAGUGUACUGCCUAUCCCGAGGUGCAGAGCUUCUGCCAGAAGCAUGGCUUGACAUUUGAGGUGGUUGAUCUGAGGUGGGGUGUCCCGAACACACAAGCCACUGACCACUUGACCAUAGAACUCUGCUUAGAAGAACUUGACCGCUGCCAGAAAACGUCCAUAGGACCAGCUUUUGUGGCUCUCCUGGGCGACCAGUAUGGCCCCUGCCUGGUUCCCCAGCGCAUCGAAGAGAAAGAGUGGAAGGCACUAAGGGCCCAGCUGACCUCCAGACCUCAAGAUCUGGAGCUGGUGGCCAGACAUUUCCGGAGAGAUGACAAUGCCAUCCCUCCCACCUACUUGCUGCAGCCUCCAGGCUCUGUGGGGGCCCCAGAGCCUGAGGAAGCCACUUUGACCUCUGUCCUUCAAGGUGGAGCCCAGGAAGCCUGGAGGCUGGGCCUCAUCAACCAGGAGCAAUGGAAGUGUUACCAUCGGUCAGUCAUUGAGUGGGAGAUCGAGCGGGGUCUCCUAAGCUCAGCAGCAGGGGCCCAGGGAGCCACCGUCUUCCUGAGAGACGUACAGGACCUCAGUAAACACAUCUUGGAUGACUGCUCUCUGAAGAUGGUGGAUCGUCUGGCAGAUGGCUGCCUGGACACCAACUCCCAGAGUCUUCUCAGUGGCCUUAAGGGACGCAUACUGGAUGCUCAGCCUGGUGCCCUAAAGUCCCACCGCCUGCCCUGGAGCCGUGACCUAGUCAAUCCCAAGAACAAGGCUCACGCCCGCUACCUGAAGGAGCUGAGCGAGCAGUUUGUGGCCAGGACCAACCAUCAGGUCCUGGAGCAACUGCGAGAGCUGGAGUCGGCCAGACAGGAGCUGGGCUGGCUCUACCAGGAGAUCCGCCACCAUCUCUGGCGGAGUACAGAGUCCACCAGGAUCUUCUGUGGCCACCAGGAGCUCCUGGCCCAGCUGGGGCAGCGGCUCAGACAGGAUGACAGCCGGUCCCAUACUCCAUUGGUUCUCUUUGGACCACCGGGCAUAGGGAAGACUUCCCUCAUGUGCAAACUAGCCGAGCAGGUACCAGAGCUUCUUGGCCACAAGACUGUGGCUGUCCUGAGGCUGUUGGGGACAUCAAAGAUGAGCCUGGAUGCCCGAAGCCUCCUCAGAAGCUUGUCCUUUCAGCUGUGCUUGGCCUACGGGCUGCCACUGCCCCCACCCCAGGUCCUGGAGGUCCAUGGCAGGGUGGGCCAUUUCUUCCACAGGCUCCUGCACACUGUGUCCUGUAGGAACUUUGAGUCCUUGGUGCUGCUCCUGGACUCGGCGGACGAUCUGGAUUCCAUAUGCCAUUCUCGGAGGGUCUCUUGGCUGCCCCUCAAGUGUCCCCCAAAAGUACAUGUCAUCCUUUCUACAUGCUCAGGCCAGCAGGUGUUAUACACACUGCAACAGACUCUCAAGGACCCCAGUGCCUACUGGGAGGUGAAGGCCCUGUCUGGGUGUCAGGGACAGGAGCUUAUCCAACUGCUAUUGGCUGCGGAAAGGAGAACACUGAGCCCAGCUCAGAGGGACAUCCUCUGGGCCAGCCUCCCGGAGUGUGGCCACCCAGGGCGGCUAAGGCUGGCCUUUGAGGAGGCCCGGAAGUGGGCCUCCUUCACUGUGCCAGUGCCCUUGGCUGCCACAGCUGAGGAGGCCACACACCAGCUCUGCAUCCGCCUGGAGAACACACACGGGCAGCUGCUGGUUGCCCAUGUGCUGGGUUACAUUGUGUCUUCCCGGUAUGGUCUGUCGGAGGCAGAGCUGAAGGAUGUGUUGUCUUUGGAUGACGAGGUCCUGCAGGCUGUGUACAGGGACUGGACACCGCCCAGCAAGGAGCUCCUGCGCUUCCCGCCCCUACUGUGGGUGCGGCUCCGCCGGGACCUGGCACAUUGCUUGACUAGGAGGGCUGUGGAUGGCUGCACACUGCUGGCCAUCGCGCACAGACAGCUGUCCAAGGUGAUCCAGGUUCGAUACCUGUCUGGGCCGGAGAGAUCCAAGAGACAUGCUGUGCUAGCUGAAUUCUUCUCUGGAGCAUGGAGUCAGGGCAUCAAGAAACUCAUCACCCUGCCACUCGUGGGGAAGCCACUAAACCUGGACCGAAAGGUGGCCCCACAGCCGCUGUGGUUCUCAGGCACAGUGGCCAACUGGAGGAAGCUGACAGAGCUGCCCUUCCAUCUGCUGCAUGCGGGCCGCAUGGAGGAGCUGAAGCAGGAGGUGUUGGGGAACAUGAACUGGAUCUCCUGCCGGGGCAUCUCUGGGAGCAUUGAGGACCUGCUGGAUGACUUUGACAUGUGUGCCCCUCACAUGGACUCUCCUGAGGUUAGUCUGGUCAGAGAAGCCCUCCAGCUGUGUCGCCCUGCUGUGGAGCUCCGGGGCAUGGAAAACAGCAUCCUGUACACUGAGCUCCUGGCCAGGCUCCUCUUUUUUGCUACGUCGCAUCCAGCGAUGAUCGGACAGCUGUGCCAACAAGCCCAGAGCUGGUUCCGUGCCUGCCCACACCCAAUGCUGGUGCCCCUGGCAGGAUUCCUGCAACCACCUGGGGGACGACUUCAAGCCACUCUCACUGGAUGUCACAAAGGCAUCACCGCUGUAGCAUGGAGCCUGGAAGAGAAGCUACUGGUGGUAGGCACCCAGGAUGGCAUCAUGGUCGUGUGGGACGUGGAGGAACAGCAGGUUGUCCACAUUCUAACAGGACACACAGCUGAAGUGAAGUGCAUUCGAGUGUUUGCCCAAGGGACUCUAGCCAUCUCUGCAUCAAAGGACCACACCCUGCGGCUGUGGAGCCUGCUCUCUGGCCAGGAGAAAGUCACCAUUGUGGACAGAGGCUCACCAAAUCCCACAGAGCCUCAGAGAUGGGGCCUCCAUGUAGAUGAGAUAAACAAAGUCGUAUACUCAACAUCUAGUGCAAAGAUCAACGCAUGGAAUCUGGAAACCACGAAGCUGGCUUUCUGUGUCCCAGGAGAAGCCUCUGAUCCCUGGGCCUGUGUGGCGGUGCUGGCUGCCCAGGGUGUGCUGCUGGCUGUGUCCAAGGGUGGUGAGGUCAGUCUGUGGAGCUCAGCCACGGGAAAGCUGCAGGGAAAACGCCAGCUGUCCAGCAUCAAAGAGGAGACGCCAACCUGUGCUGUCUGCAUCCAGACACAGGUGAAGCUGGUCACUGGCUUCAGCAGCGGCUCCCUCUCCUUGGUUUCCUCUGGAGAAGACAGCCUGCUGGAGAAGCUUCCCGAAGCUGUGGGGUUCCUGGUGGCGUCUGAGGACGACUCCGUUCUUGCAGCAGGCUUUGGAAGAUCUGUGCGAAUUUUCUUGGCCGACUCACAAGGCUUCCACCGGUUCAUGGCCACAGAUCUGGAACACGAGGACGUGGUGGAGACAGCGGUUUUGGGUCCUGAGAACAAUGUGAUUAUCACUGGCUCCCGGGAUGCGCUCAUCCAGGUGUGGAGUCUCUCAGAACAGGGGACCCUGCUGGACGUCCUUGAGGGCGUGGGUGCCCCUGCAAGCCUGCUGGUCCGGGGUGGGACUCUGGUGGUGUCUGCCUCCUGGAAGUCUUCGUCUUUAAAAGUCUGGGAUCUCAAGUCCACGUCGAAGCCGAGGCCUCCUGCUCCAUUUCUGGACCGCACGGGCCUUGCAGCCGUGUCCCACCAUGGCAGCUACAUCUACUUCCCCAAGGUUGGGGACAAAAACAAAGUCACAAUCUGGGACCUAGCGGAAGGUGAGGAGCAGGAUUCCCUGGACACAUCCAAUGAGGUCCGGUGUCUGGAGGUGGCCGAGCAGGCCAAGCUCCUCUUCACAGGCCUGGUAUCGGGGAUUGUGCUUGUGUUCCCCCUGAAUUCCAGGCAAGAUGUGCUGUGCAUCCCCCCGCCCGAGGCCCGCAAGGCUGUCAACUGUAUGUCCCUGAGCAAGAGCGAGGACCGGCUGGCCAUUGCCUAUGACAACAUUGUCCUAGUAUUGGACAUCAGCCCUGGGGACCCUUGUCCUGCCAUCGAGGGCCCCACCUACACCUUUUACACCCAGCUGCCUGAGACCAUAGCCAGUGUGGCCGUGCUGGGUGACUACCGAGUGCUCUAUGGCAUGAGUGACGGUGGCCUCUUUCUGUACGACUGUGCACGGUCCAAAGUGUUUCCUCUGGAGGCCCAUGGGAGCAGGGUGAGCUGCGCGGAGGUCAGCCACGGGGAGCAGCUGGCUGUGAGCGGGGCCGAGGACGCACUGCUCUGCCUCUGGGACCUGCAAGCUUGCAGGGGGAUGUUCGAGAUGAGCUAUGAGAGCUCCUACUGCAGAGGGGUGCGGUGUGCCUGCUUCUCGAAGGAUGACAAGUACGUGUUUGCAGGCAUGAAGGACCGCUCCAUCAUCGCCUGGAGUGCGCUGGAUGGCACCCUGCUAGCUGUCCAGUUUGUCCAUGCUGUGGUCAACCGAAUUAUCCCCACUUCCAAUGGCUUCAUGGCCCCCACAAGUCACGGCUAUCUCAUCCGAGAGCGCUUUCAGUGCCCAUCAGCCAGAGCCUCCCAGCAAGACCCUCUCAAGAACUUCAAGAAGGCAGUAUGGCUGGUGAAGACCAGGCAGAGGGAAGAGCAGCUGGCUGUGGCAGAGGCCUCCCAGGACACGGGAUCCGUGGCUGCAGAGGGGAAAGAAUCGAAAUCAAACAAGCACUCACAGGUGUGCCUGAUACUGUGAAGGCCUGUGGAGACCCAGAAUGCAGUGGGAUAGCUUUGACUCUUCUGGUUGCUCUGCCAAUGCUGUGUGGACCCCAGGCCUCCCUCUAGCAUCUUCCAUUUUCCCACCUCUUUUUCUGUAGGUUUUCAGACCUACUUCCCUCAGGUCAGCAGCAACCUGCAUCUCCCACCCGACUCCAAGAACUUGGAUCAAAACCUUGACUCUGCCUCUGUUGGUCCCAGUGGGCACAACUCUCAUCCUUGAGCCAAUGGCUCUGGGAGGAUCUGCAAUUACUGUGGGGACCAAGAGUGACCCAGUCGAGGGCAAUACUGUAGGGCAGAGAGUGACGGAUUACAGAGGUGUGGUGGGCACUGUCCUGUCUUGGAUGGCAGUGAGCUUCCCAGCUGCAGCCCAGAAUCUUCGUGGCAAAGUCAGACUGCGUUACAGGUCUUUCCUUUUUCACAUGGGAAGGCAGAAGUCUGGACUGUCACAUGACACACACUCUAGCCCUUUCAAGUCUGGUGAUUGGCACACACACAGGAUCACAGUUUGCCUGAGACUGAAAAUGAUGUGUAUAAAAUCCACUCUGGCUGCUUGGUGGCUUAGCCUUCAAUCCCAAUACUCAGGAGCUGGAGGAAGGUGGAUGCCAAUGAGUUCAGGGCCAGCCUGGUCUACAGAGUGAGUUCCAAGACAGCCAGGAGAGAGACCCUAUCAAAAAGAAGGAAAAAAAUAAAAGAAAAGGAAAGAAAUCCACACAAGGCUGGGGCUGGCUCAGGCCUACAGCACCUGCAGACCUGGUGUGAGGACUGAAGUUUAGACCUUAGAACCAUGGACUUGCCAGGCAUACAUUGUUGUCCACCUGCAGGCCCAGCCCAAGAAUGUGGAGAUAGCUGUUCUUGCUUCAUUCUGCUGCUGUGGCAAAAACAGUCUGAGCAAAAGCAACUUAAGGGGGGGGGGGAAUUCCUUUGGCUUCCACUUCCAGGUUACAGUCCACCACUGAGGGAAGCCAGGGAAAGAACUCAGGCAGGGACUGAAGGCAGGGCUGGGCUUACUGCACACAGCAUGACCUCCGACCACUCGGCCAUGACAGUGCAGCAGUGUAGUCUAGUCACUGUUGUAUUGCUACCCAGAGGCAACUCAUUUAAAAAGAAGCACCUAAUUGGGGUGGCUUACAGUUUCAGAGGUCAGUCCAUUGUCAUCAUGGCGGGAGUAUGGUGGCAAGCAUGGCAGUCAUAGUGCUGGAGAAAUAGCUGAGAUAUAGAUCAUGAUCUGCAGACAGAGAGACAGACAGGGACAGAGAGAGCCUGGGCCUUGCAUGGACUUUUGAAGCCUCAAAGCCUACCCCAUGAUACACCUCCUCCAACAAGGCCACGCCUACCCCUUGUAAUCCUUUCAAACAUUUCUGCUCCCUAGUGGCCAAGCAUUCUUAUAUAAUGUGCCUACCAAAGCCAUUCUCAUUCAGCCCACCACAAGCAGGGACCAGGGAGGGUACUGCUUCUUGUCUUCUCCACAUCAUUAGCCAGCCUUCUCAUACAGCCCCAGAACUACCUGCCCAAGGAAUGGUGCCACCCACAAUGGGUUCCCUCCUACAUCCAUUAACAGUCAAGACAGUCCCCCGUGGACAAGCCCAUGGUCCACCCUGACCAGGGCAGUCUGCUUAUCAGGUAACUCUAGAUUGGGUGAAGUUGACAGUUAAAGCUAACUAGGUCACAGAGGAUCCUGGCUAAGCUAGACACAUCUGCCAGCUCUGGGUUUGAUUAAGACACACUGCCUCAAUGAAUAAGGUGGGAGAAGAAUCAAGGAUGAUUCCUAACUCAAUUCCUAACUCAACCUCAAGCCUCCACAAAUAUAUACGCACACGCGAGUGCGUGCGUGUGCACACACACACACACACACACACACACACACACACACACACACACACCAGAGUCUUAUGAUGCCCAAAUUGGCUUCACACUCCAUGUGUAGCUAAUGGUGCUGUUAGAUCUUCCCACCUCUACUUCUUGUUGGACCACAGUCAUGACCAUGCUCAGCAGGACACACGAGCAUCCCUGCUUUGCUGCCUGACCCUCUGCCUUGAAAUGCUCUCUCCACCGUGUCCACAGCAGUCUACGGAGCCUGGCUUGUGCGUGAAGCCCUGCUGCAGGCAGCCCUUAGAUGGGAGAGCUGUCCUUACGCCAUGUGACUCUAGACUCAGUAACAGCAGCAGCAGAAAGAGAGCUUGCUUCUCUUCCUGGUGUUGGAGAUGGAGCCCAGGACUUGCUAGGCAAGUGCUCUACUAAAAGCCACGCCCCAGCCCCUCCCUGGGUGAUUCCAGGCUGGAGCUCUGCUGCUAAGCCACACUUCCAGCUAUGAAAUGAGGCCUUUGAAGAUAUUUCAUUCGGUUAUUUCCCAGAUGAAGGUUCCAAAAUGCAUGCUUUGGCAAUUCCGAAACUGUUAGUGUCAAAUUUCAUUUUAAAGAAACAAAUAAAUAAAUAAAGGUCUGGAGAAACGGCUCAGCAGUUAAGCUUCAUGCUGCUCUUGCAGAGGACCCAGGUUUGAUUCUUAGUACACUCACCAAGUGGCUCACAAACAGCCCCAGAGGAAUCAAAUGCCUUAGGCCUUUGCAGAUACCUAUACCCACACACACAAACACACACACACACAAUUUCAAAUAAGAUUAAUCUUUAAAAUACUAUGGGCCAAUGAGCUGACAUGAUGUAUAUGGCACUUGGUACUCAGCCCUGAUGGCCUGAGUUCAGUCUCUGAGGCCCACAGGGUGGAAGAAGAGAUCCGACCUCACAGAGUUGCUCGCUCACUCCACACAUUCACCAUCACAACCACCCCCAUCAUGCACACAUAUACACAAUAAUAAUAAUAAAUUUAAAGAUGUAUUUUAAGUUGUAGCUUAAAAAUAUAUGCUCAGGUGCAUUGAGCAAUAACUUUAGAUUUUUAAAGUGUUUUUAUUAACCUGUAUUAACUGCACAUAUUAAUGGGGACCUGAGAGAUAUUUCAACAUUAAUGCAGCACACUCAUCAAAGAGCCUCUCUGUCUACCUUCACCUCUGUCCCAAGCUGGUCCUCACAGCCCCACGUCCUUUUAAUUCCGUGUAUGAACAAGGGAAUGUGGCACAUCGUUCUAAGUCCCACUUCCUUGAACAUAUCCUUCAGUUCUGCCUAUUUUGUUACAAAUGACUAUCUCUCCUGUUCUUCUCUAUGGCUGAAUAAUAUUCCAUUAUUGAGUGUGCCUUUCUUUUACCGUCCACUUGCUAGGAAUUCUCCCACCGUCUCCAUUUGACUGAAGGACCCUUGGCUUGAGGAGAAAGCCCUUGAUGGGCAAAAGAUUACUCUUCUUCUUCUUCUUCUUCUUCUUCUUCUUCUUCUUCUUCUUCUUCUUCUUCUUCUUCUUCUUCUCUUUCUUCCUUCCUUCCUUUUUUUUUUUUGUUUGUCUUUUGAGACCAGUUUUUCUGUAACUCUGUAGACAGGCUGGCCUGCAACUCACAGAGAUCCACCUGCCUCUGCCUCCUGAGUGCUGGGAUUAAAGGUGUUUGCAUGAAUCAGGUUUAACGAAUACGGAAAAGAUGAGUUCCUCAUGACAGGGAAAGUUUUAAUGUAUGGCUUCUGGCUUAAAAUUCCAGUGUCUGGGGCAUGGUCACACAGGCAUUUAAUCCCAGCACUUGGGAGGCAGAGGCAAGAGGAUCUCUGUGAGUUUGAGGCCAGCCUGGUCUAUAGAGCAAGACCCUGUCUCAAAAACAAAACAAAAUAAAAUUCCUGUGUUCAUUG